This is a messenger RNA of Neodiprion virginianus, 1450 nucleotides long. RefSeq names its product RNA-binding motif protein, X-linked 2. The transcript is spliced from 4 exons. Gene Ontology annotation, molecular function: RNA binding. Gene Ontology annotation, biological process: mitochondrial respiratory chain complex II assembly; mRNA splicing, via spliceosome; succinate metabolic process. Bases 176 to 595 code for a protein of 139 amino acids. NCBI's taxonomy places the organism in Eukaryota, Metazoa, Arthropoda, Insecta, Hymenoptera, Diprionidae. Gene Ontology annotation, cellular component: mitochondrion; mitochondrial intermembrane space; precatalytic spliceosome. The record is from RefSeq and is a predicted model, not a curated record.
UAACCAGUUCCUUUAUUAAAUGGGCUACUUGAUCGAUUAUCAAAAUUCCCCGCAUCUUCGGACCAUGGACUUGAUGCUUCGUAAUUCUAGACACCGCGAUGCUCGUAGCAAUAGCGAUAUAAAUUUCGACGUAUAUUAAUGUUCAACAAGACUGUAGUAUUUCCCUUGAUCGGCCAUGAACCCCUUAACGAAUGUAAAAAACAUAACGAAGUUAGGUGAGCAAGAACUAGUACGCAACAGUAAAUCUUCAUGGCACGACAAGUACAAAGACAGUGCUUGGAUAUUCGUUGGAGGCCUACCGUAUGAUUUGACAGAGGGAGAUGUUAUUACAAUAUUUUCCCAGUAUGGUGAAAUCGUAAACAUCAACCUCGUCAGGGACAAGGACACUGGCAAACCAAAAGGGUUUGGUUUUAUUUGUUACGAGGAUCAGAGGAGCACCAUACUCGCUGUAGAUAACUUCAAUGGCACAAAGGUCCUGGGUCGAAUUUUGAGAGUCGAUCACGUGGAGAAGUACAAAGUGCCAAAAGAAUCGAAAAAUACUGAUGAACAUACAAAAAAACUGCAGAAUCAAGGCUGUGCACCAAUACGAAAAUGAUAAAAUAGUUUUAAAUGAGUAAACACACAGCUCUUUGAAUUUAAAUCGAUGUUACGUAGGCAACUGAUCAGUUUCAAGCAGGGAAAACAGCUAAGCGAUAAGAAAGGGCUUGCCGAUUAUGUACAGAAUUCGCAAUUUCCAUAAAUUGCCAAUUUCCUAUUGACACAUAAAAAGUACUUUGAUCGUUGUCGAUUAUAAACUGUGAUUAAAAUACUUAUAGCUUAUUUACUCUCUCGAAAGAGUAGAUAAUCGUAUUUUGCAUGACACUGAACACUGAAGAAAAUCUUGUAUAAUACAUUUGAUUUAUUAAAUUCUACUACCUGUAGUUAAAUGUAAAUAACAGUUUUAACAAGAAUUGUCUUAUGGCUCAUGUAUUACGUUUCUUACAACUUGAUUAGAGAAAUUUAGUAUUUUUUUAAUGUGGCAGUUUAAGCGCAUCUGAUUAUUACCAAAAAUAUUCUAUUUGUUAUAGUUGGUGUAAAAAAAUUGUAAUGUAUUUAAAAAUGGAUGCACGUAGGGGUAUUAUUCCUGAGAUAUUUCAGACUACGUUCAUUAUCUUGAUUAUACCGUAUUGUUUUGAAUAUGAGCCAAGGUUUUUUGUCGUUGACAGUACCCGCCAAAAUCAUCCUCAUGUUGUACGCGGAUCCGUCUUAUGUGCGGGUAACUAAGAAAAACACCCUGAAAUAAUGUAUCAGAAUUUUGGGUCAUCUUAUACUUGGAAGAAUACGGUACUUGCUACACAACACUCAAAUGUUUGUCCUAAUUAAAACAGAAUUUCAACCAAUUUACAGUCGCAAAUCACACAUUCCUGUAAGUUGAGUACCAAACCAUGCACAGGAUUUCACUUGUAACGUC